Galdieria sulphuraria is the source of this 1414-nucleotide messenger RNA. Its product is annotated as RNA binding S1 domain protein. Lineage: Eukaryota; Rhodophyta; Bangiophyceae; Galdieriales; Galdieriaceae. Bases 34 to 1356 code for a protein of 440 amino acids. The record is from RefSeq and is a predicted model, not a curated record. Gene Ontology annotation, biological process: translation. The transcript is spliced from 3 exons. Gene Ontology annotation, molecular function: mRNA binding; structural constituent of ribosome.
AAAUGGUAAAGGAGAAUUAUUCUAAAAGUUCGGAUGAGGAGAUCUAGUCCAAAGAACCGUCCAGUUGCCUUUCAAAACGUACCACUUUUAUCAGCACAAGGAAUAUUUGUUGCUGCCUCACGUCUUGCUAUAUGUCAAUCUUGUCCAGGAUGGAAAGGACAUCGUAGGUAUACAUUUCAAUGGGUAACAACAAGUCCAUUCUUAUCGAGCAAUUGUUAUGUAAGAAGAACGAGGGUGGAAAGAUAUGGCAAGUUCGAAACUUUAGCGUCUUUGGAAGAGGAAAGAAAGACAGAAGAAGGGGUCAGUAACCUGGAACAGUCCCACGCGAUUGAGAAUACGGCAGAAACCCCACUGCAACCCAUUUCUGUCACAGAAGAAGCAGCAGAAACUGAAGAAUCUUCUCCAAAGAAAUCCCAAGUCAACAAAGGUCGUAAAAGUGAAACAGGAUCUAGGUUUCGAGUGUUGUUUGAUGAGAUUGAAGUGGGUCAAGAAUAUGUGGGCAAAGUGAGGAAAGUAACGAAUUAUGGAGCUUUUGUCGAUAUUGGUUGUUUUACAGACGGACUUUUGCACGUUUCUCAAAUGAGUGAUACGUUUGUGAACGAUCCCACGGAUAUCGUCAAAGUAGGAGAUGAAGUUAAAGUUCGGGUAGUUAAUAAAAAACCGGAGAGAAAGGAAUUCUCUCUUUCCAUUCGACCUCCAAGAGUUGUAAAGAAAAGAGAAGAACAACAAGUGGCUACGCCAAUGAAGGAAAUGGAUAGUAAGAACAACACGGAUGAUAAUGAAUAUGCCAAAGUUCGUGGGCGUUCUUCAGUUUCCAGACUACAGAGGAUGGGAAUUUCAAUGGACGUCGAAAGUGCCGAUGACUCUUCCAAUCCAACGGCAAGAGUUGCUUCAAAUGUACGAAAAUCUCGUAUGUCUUCAACAAAGGGUUCCUCUUCCAUGAAAGCGUCUUUUAGGAAGUUGGCAAGAGAAACAGAUGAGCAAAAAUUUAUCAAGGGAACGGUAGUUUCAGUAACAGAAUUUGGUGCAUUUGUCGAUUUCGGAGGACCUUCAGAUGGUCUUAUUCAUAUAUCAGAAGUGACAGAGGAUUGGUUAGAAAAGGAUGAUUCGGGAAGCAGAAAAAUCAAAGUGUCGGUCGGAGAUGAAGUUCAAGUUCGUGUUAUCAAUGUUGAUGUCAAUCGUAGUAGAGUUUCUUUGUCCAUGAAACCUUUUGCAAUGUCUGCCAAGAAGCAGUUACAGGAAGAUUUGGCUGCUGCCAAUGAGAAUCAACCAGAAUUUGAAAGUAUGUUGGCUUUGGCUUUGCGAAAAGCUUUACAAGAGAAGGAAGCGGAAUUGGCAACGCAAUCUCGCCAUUGAGAUGCGCUUUGUGGUUUUAAAUAAACCAUCAAUUCUUGAUCUUUUUAUUUUGUAUCGU